Molecule: messenger RNA, 3637 nt
Organism: Boleophthalmus pectinirostris (great blue-spotted mudskipper)
Lineage: Eukaryota; Metazoa; Chordata; Actinopteri; Gobiiformes; Gobiidae
Gene: cped1
Product: cadherin-like and PC-esterase domain containing 1
Exons: 21
Coding region: 1-2577 (858 amino acids)
Source: RefSeq, a predicted model, not a curated record
AUGGCCAGUAUCUUGGCUCACCGGACGCUUUCAGGGGUCCAGCAAGUAUCAGACUGGGGGACCCAGCGUCAGAAGGCUUUGGUUCUGACGGGUCAACAUGUCAUCACAGAUACAGAGGUCCAGUUGUACAAGCGAGUGCUUCAGCAGAUGGGGUUUGACAUCCAGCUCUCCAGAUAUGCUGAGACCAGUAGCCAACUCAGACCAAAGCAAGGUAUGAGUGGGGUGAACCUGCUGCUGUGCCUUAGCUCCUCAGAAACCAGCUGCCUGAGGAGAGUGCCUUUCUCUCAGCUCCAGGGUCACCAGAGGGUGAAUCUUCUUCCAAAGAUGAUGAAGGCUUUUUCUGAUGCAGGCAGUGGGCUAUGUCACAUGUUUACUCACAAAGCAUUGGCAGAUUCAAAAAUUCCCAUGAGGUUCUACUCUUGUGCUUCUACCCAGGACCAAGGGUCUACUGGAGCCACCAGUUUGACCAAACCCAUAGCACCACCUCAGGCCCCUGGUGCUGUGGUAAAUGUUUACAUCCUGGUCACUUCAUUCGAGCCACUGACUUCCUUUCUGCAUAACAGCAUUGUAUUGUCAACCAAUGGGGAGAGGGGGCAACCAAACCGGUUGGAAAACCUUAGGCCUGAGGUUUUGGGCUAUCCAGCUUCUUAUCAAGACAUGAUUGGGCACAUAAAGAGAAUUAUUGGAGAUGUUUUGCAGGCAGCAGCAUCCACCUACGAGAAAGACCAAACAAUAGAAAGGUGCCUCCUUUGUUACCAACUGCUCACGUUUACUCUGCUUUUUAAUACUUCUCUUACACCCACUAUCAUCCAGGUGGAUACUGACUGGACAUUUCCAGCACUUAAUGACAAAACCUUUGAUCAGAAGAUUACUAGAGACCUGAUGCUAGAGGACAUGCUUCACUUUCUGCUAAAAUCACAAACUAUAUUAUCUUCUGUGACCAAUGCUGUCAGUAAAGAGGGUAAUGGUUAUACAACAAUCCUUGGUGUGAGUCUCUCUGAAGACGAUCAAUUACUUCUACUGCAGUUCUAUGAGCAAAUGAAAUUACCUGGACCUUUUCAACUGCUACAUCCCAACACCACUCUCUGCUCCUCUUCUAUCCCUUAUGGUGUCAUUGAUGACCUCUUUGUCAAAACUGCCUGUUACUAUAACCACAGAACUGCCAAGGAACUAUCAUUAGCCAGUACUGGACACUCACAUAACUUUUUAAGCAAAGAAAAUGUUAUUGCCAAGUGUGCAGACUCCCAGCUCAGACAGAUCUACACAGACCCUCCUCUCUCUAUGACCCCUCCAUUUGACCCCCGGGUGAAGGAGUACCGUGUUGAAGUGCCCUUUGACACUGUAAUGAUCCGAAUUCGUCCCGAGCCCCUUAGCUCAAACUGCCGUAUUCACCUAGAUGAGCACCAUGGCCCUAGCAUGGCAAACCUCCCCAUUGGCCUCGGUCAAAGCAGAAUCAGUAUCCUGUUGACGGAUGGAGGAGAAUCUGAGGUUGUCAUGGCGAUCUACACUCUGCAUGUGUUCAGAGAGAGUCGCCCAAGUCUGCCGAUGUUUGGAGAUCAUGUGAUGUGCAGCUUCACGCAGGAGUGCAGUCUGUUGGUUCAGCCCGAUCGGUCCUGUGGUUUGGAGCCUUUUAACAAGUCUCAGAACCCUCCCCAGCCCUGCAGGUCUGGGGACAAGCCAGGGCGAUGGGUGGUGCCCUGUCUCAGCUGCUUGGACAACAGGACUUGUGAUUGGAGGGAGAUUGUCUGGCAGCCAGAUAACUGUUAUUACCCAUUAAUAGACCAUCUUCAGCUGCAGAAAUGUAUGGCUGACAGAAAGCUACUGUUCAUUGGGGAUUCUACAAAUCGAGGGAUGAUGUAUUUCUUGAUGGAGCGUGUGAACACCAGUCUGAAGGACUGGGAAAAAGCUCAUGACACAUUGAUCUAUAAUAACUUAAAUGGAGGACAGACACUCAUCAGCUACUCAUAUUUUCCUCAAUUCUGGUUGGAGGCAAAUCAAAGACCCACAUUCACAGAAUCACUGGAGAAGCUGUUGGACAGGUCCAGACCGCUGUUGAACUCCAAACAGACAGUUCUGGUUGUGGGCGGAGUCCAGUGGUUGAACACCAAACAUCUGAGAGUGAUCAGAGAAACUCUUAAGAGAAAGGGCCUAAACAACAUCCUGGUGGUGGUCAAGUCUUUGGGGAUGGGAUUCCACCUACUUGUCGAUGGGGUCAGAUCACUGAAACUGAGAGAGAUCCAAGACCUCUACAUGGAGAACCAGAACCUCAUCAGUAUAGCAAAGAAGUAUGGUUUUGAAGUAAUUGAUACAUUUAGCAUCACAAUGGGACGAUACAAAGAGUUUCUACAGGGAAGAUGUGCCUGUCAUUUUCAUGAGGUGGAGAAACGUGUGUCCUCCAAGACCUCGUUUGACUUAAAAACAAAAGACAACAAGACUAGGUCUGCCGGAGCUGGCCCAAAUACAGCUGUGGCCUGGGACCACAGGUCAAAAUCAUUGUCCUACAAAGUGAAAGGACCAGUGAACCAGGUGUACUCUGAGAUCCUGCUGAGCCGCCUCUGCCCUGACAUAAACACCUGAUCGACAGAGCUCAAAUAUGAGCAGUGAGGAAUAGAAACAGAACAGGUGAGAAAGGGCAAAAGGACAGCAGCAGAGAACUACUAACUAAUUUUAAUUUCAGGUAUCAGAAGUGAACUGAAAUUUCCAAACACUCCAGCUGACACUGUGAAACAUAAAUAUUUUCCAUUAAAAUGCAUAUUGUAUUUUUACAUUGACCAAAUUCUUCAGUAGCCUCCUAUUACCUUGCCUAACACCCUUAACGCAGUAGUAGGUGGGUAAGAGUGCACUACAUUUCACAUUCUUGUGUUUUGUUCUAUGUACUUUUUGUAAUGAGAAUUAAAGUAUAAAGUAUAUUGGCUACUUUGCACAUAUGUGUGACUAUAGCACAUCAGCUGCACAUUGAUCCUUAAUAUUUAUGCUCACUGUAAAAUGUCUCUUUCUAUUCAUCCAUACACUACAACUUAGUGUUUCUCUAUUUCAGUGUUGUCCUUUAUUUGUAGCUUUGUACCUUAGUUAUUAUGUGUAUUUUCUUGUAGCUUUAAGUUAGAACUAGUUUGUGCCAAACAUAUUUAUAAGAAUCUUAAGAUUAUAAAUUUACUGAUGUGAGUAUGAGUCAAUGCAUUGGUAAACACAUUGGCUAAAAUGAUCAGUUCUGUGCCUUCUUCUUUGUAUUCCUCUUUGUAGCAACAGUUGAUGGCAUUUUCAGUGUUUGUUUGCCACCUCAUGAUGGACCAAAAAAGAAAUUGUUUCUUUAAGAUUAAAAUAUAAAUGUGUUUUUUUUUUGUUUUUUUUUAUGUGUUGCUCAUUGCUUUAACCUGAAAUACAAUUUACUGCCAAAUUAUAUUUACCUCAUGAUUACUGUAUUAUAAGGCUACUAUGCAGCUGUAAUAUAUGGUUGUAGAAAAUGUCUUAUAACCAUACAUUUUGACAAUGCUUGUAUUUUAAUCCUACACAAAUUGUAUAUUUUUAUUGAAUGUAUAACAUAAAGAUGUAGUAAAAAUAAAGUUGCAGUAUACCAGAUGUAUAGAUGGACAUUCUGCUGAAAUAUUUUGUAAUAAAAAUAAUAAUAAUAAUAAUAAUA